This is a messenger RNA of Poecile atricapillus (Black-capped chickadee), 909 nucleotides long. RefSeq names its product cytotoxic T-lymphocyte associated protein 4 (gene CTLA4). Bases 128 to 817 code for a protein of 229 amino acids. Gene Ontology annotation, cellular component: external side of plasma membrane; membrane. Gene Ontology annotation, biological process: regulation of T cell proliferation; immune response; T cell receptor signaling pathway. The transcript is spliced from 4 exons. The record is from RefSeq and is a predicted model, not a curated record. Lineage: Eukaryota; Metazoa; Chordata; Aves; Passeriformes; Paridae.
AAACAUUUUGAAAAUUCACUAUCCUGAAAGGUGCCACCUCUUUUCCAGUCCUGAGAGUUCCAGUUUGUCUUAAAGUCUGAAGUCAUCAGACACCGUCAGCCCCUUCAGCAUCUGUCCCAGCACAGGAAUGCUCUCAAUAUUGGUCACCGUGGGCUUUCUCUGCACAGCCACUGCCAUUGCUGAAGUAAUGGAAGUGACUCAGCCAGCAAUGGUGCUGGCCAACAGGCAAGGAGUUGCCAGCUUGGUGUGUAAAUACAAGAACAUUGGGAAUGCAAAGGAAAUUCGAGUGACUUUGCUUAAACAGACUGGUGACCGGUUCACAGAAAUCUGUGCUUCAUCAUACACCAUGGAGUUUAAAACAUUCUUUGUGGAAGAGGUCAUUCAGUGCCAUGUUACCCCCGGCCAAAACAAUGUGACCCUCACCCUGGCUGGCCUGCAAGCAAAUGACACCGGGCUUUACAUUUGCAAGAUGGAGCGGAUGUACCCCCCACCCUAUUUUAUGAACAAGGGCAAUGGGACACAUCUCUAUGUCAUUGAUCCAGAACCUUGUCCAGAUACUGCCAUAUAUCUCUGGGUAUUAGGAGCUACUGCCUCAGGAUUUUUUCUUUACAGUAUCAUCAUCUCAGCCAUUCUUGUGGGCAAAGCGAUAAAGAGAAGACAAUGUCUCACUACUGGAGUCUAUGUGAAAAUGCCUUCUGAAAAGCUAGAGAAAAAAGUGAUUCCAUUCCACAUCAGUGUUGACUGUAACAAGGAAAGAGAGAAACCAUUUCCUAGCUGGGAUGGAGCGUCUACUAAUUCAUUUCAGUUAAAGAAAUAAAUUAACUGUCUUUUUACAAAAGAUAUACAGGAAGGUGAAAGAAUAUUCUUCGUAAUUUCUAUGGUUUGGGGGAGAAAAAAUGGUAUAUGUAU